UCUUCGAAACCUGCCGUUGUAUUGCUUUCUCUCUCUGAGGUUCGUCACCAACUCUCUUUAUAACCUCAAUACCUUCCACACUUCCAUCAACACAUCUCUCUCUCUCUCUCUCUCUCUGUGAAAAACAACUCAAAGUUCAACACUUUGGAGAAGACCCAAAGGAAAGAAAGACAUAAACAAACACAUUUGAUUUUUUCAUGGAGUCUAUGAGUACUACAAGAAGGCCGUGUUUCAUUGAGGAAGAUGAUGGGUUGGCCUCUCUGGCAGACAUGGAAGCUGGGAUCUCUGGAAGCAACCACAACCACAACCACCCUGUCUUGUCCAGAACGCUCUGUUACAGCGCUUCAUACAAUACCAGGAAGGGGAGUUUCAGGAACGUUUCGGUUUCGUCUCCGAGAUCUGCGAGGUUCUAUGAUGCUAGAUUCGAAGAGCCCCAACCCCAUUUCUUGGAAGCCUGUUUUCUUUGCAAGAAACCCCUUGGAGAUAAUAGAGACAUCUUCAUGUACAGAGGGGACACUCCGUUCUGUAGUGAGGAGUGCAGGCAAAUGCAAAUAGAAACAGAUGAAGCCAAUGAGAAGAACUGGAAUCUCUCUUCUUCUGUGAAGGCCUUGAGAAAAAAGCAGCAGAGGGAGUCUUCUUCCCCCACCAAAACCCAGGACUGUCGUUUUGAUACAAGCACCAUGGUAGCCGCUCAAAUAUAUGUAUAAAAAGAAAAAGAAAAAGAAAAAAAAACAAAAAUAAUAGAAAAAAUCUAUGUCUAAUAGCUUUCCAAGAAGAAAAAAAGAAAAAAGGCCAAGAACAGAGGAGGGAGAAGAAGAACAGAGGAUAAGAAGGAUACCCAUUUUGAGGAGUUUUGUUUAUGUUGAAUAUGUGAAAAUCUUUUAGUAUAGAGGAGAGUGUGUUGUUGCUUGCAUCUGCUCCAUGAGAUGGCUCUAUUUGGGGUUGUUAAUUUUUUUUUCUUUUUUGAAUCUUCUUUUUGGUAAAUUUAUUUUAAAUAUCCCAAGUAAAACUAAAGCUUCUCACUCUGUUUUGUGAGCCUUUUCUUCA
Molecule: messenger RNA, 1047 nt
Organism: Alnus glutinosa
Lineage: Eukaryota; Viridiplantae; Streptophyta; Magnoliopsida; Fagales; Betulaceae
Product: FCS-Like Zinc finger 2
Exons: 2
Coding region: 198-707 (169 amino acids)
Source: RefSeq, a predicted model, not a curated record